GCGCAGCAGGAGUUGUUGGGACGGAGGCCUCGCCAGACCCUGCCCCUCCAUUCGGGGGCCCGCGUCGUCCGUCCUUUUGUUUUCUCCCGUCCUCUGAUUGAUGGAGCGACAAGGUGAUGCACGUUCUAAUGAUAGCAUGCAGGUAAGCGCGAACACAGUCGGGGAAUCGAGCGGCCUUUGUCUGUUUGGAACAGUCGGAGAGGCGAGACCAGAACGUGCUACGCUUUGGUAGUACCACCGUUACAGCGGGUACGCAGAAACUGUGCUUCCAUUUUUGAGCCUUGGCGGUGGAACUGUUGCAACAAGUCCGGACAUGCCUUCCGAGGAAAAUAAGGAAAACAUUAUGGAGUUCAACUUGUCGAGUAUACACCAGAGGAUAGACUGCACGUUACGGCAGCUGCAAUCUCAGCAUCAACACGUCGACGACGUCUUAGGAGACAUCAAGUACUUAAAGACGCUUUCCAGCGAAGUCUUGGUCGUCGUGAACGACUUGUACCAGUACCCGAGGAUCAAGUCCCUGAAGGAGCUUAAGAACAUCCGCGACCGGACGACGCACGAUAUUUCCUCGGGGGACCCCUGCGUGGACAACCGAGGGAAGGGGCUGGACUCCCUCGGCGUGCUCAACAGGUUGAACGACUUCAUCACCAAGAUGGAUAAGUACAUCGCCGUACUGCAAGAGAUGUACAUGGGGUUCACGCAGAAGGUGUUAGUACCAUUGCAGACGUUCUGCUCGGGACACCAACCUUACAUCGGUAGGGAGGACAUCUCCCUUCAACGGAUCGAGUCGGAGAUUCUGGACUUGAUGAGCAAGAUCAAGGUCUUGCUGUGGAGCCCUGAGGUCGAGGACUACUACUUCAGUAACGAGUUGUUUUCACAGACUGUAGCGGACGAGGUAGACUGUACGGCCUGUCCGUUGCUCAGACUGAUCCCUGAUGUUUUACAGAAAAUGAAUGCUGUAUUCACCCGGGCUCAGACGUGGCUUAGGCGGGAUAUUCUGUACGUCCAGAACACAAAGGCGGCCCUACACAGGGCCAGCAAGAAGUGUGUCCAGAUGAGGAGGAGGUACGAUCUGGCUAAAGAAGCGUUCGCACAACUGCAGAGGGAGGCCACGGAAACGGAGAAGUCUAUCCGAAGCCACGAGGAGAGGCUAGCGCACAUUAAAGAGGAGAUUCAGAGGUUCAGAAAAGAGCGAGAGAAAGUCAGGGAGUCGAAAACGCAGCUGGAAGACAAGCUGCAAGACUCUUCGAACUUGAUCGACGUCUCCUUGGACGUCUUGAAAGUGAGAGUGAAAGCCUUGAGAAAGCGUCUCCUCGUCUUGGGAACCAAAAUCGAGUCCCGAGAGAGAACCUACGGGCACAUCAAGGAGAAACUCAAGGCUCUGAAGAUCGAGCACAAAAUCAUUCAGGACAGAAUCAAGAACUCCGAGAAGUAUCUCGAGGAGAUGGAAGAAAAACUCAAGGCGUUGUUGAAGACGAAACACUCGUGGGAACAAAGACACGCGUUUAAGACGGACCCGGAACACCUCCGAGCCAAGCAAGAGGCCAAGACGGUCCGAAUCCCCCUCAAGGCCGUCCGAGUGAAGACAUUUGUCACCAAGACACGCCAACAAACUCUCCAGCGAGCCCUGGCGCUAGUGGAGGAGAUAUACGACGGGAAGCAGUGGAAGCGACUCGCCACCCGCCUGACGUGGCCGGACGGUGCGCACAUCACAGCCGAGGACAUGGCCGCCAUCCAGGCCCGUUGUCCUGACGACAUCCCCGCGCAGGCGCAGAAGAUGCUGAUGUUGUGGAGGGCGCGCUGCGGCAAGAUGGCGUCGACGGAGUCCCUCAUGCUCGCGCUGAAGUCAAGCGACCAGACGGACGUUGCGGAAAGGAUCGAAAAGCUGUUAGAUCAACAGUGAAAUUAUAAAUUAUGUGAUUAAAAGAAGAUAUGUGUCAGGAUAGAGAUUGCGAUCUAGCAGAAUAUAUUGCCGAUUCUGU
Molecule: messenger RNA, 1979 nt
Organism: Branchiostoma floridae (Florida lancelet)
Lineage: Eukaryota; Metazoa; Chordata; Leptocardii; Amphioxiformes; Branchiostomatidae
Exons: 4
Coding region: 314-1900 (528 amino acids)
Biological process (GO): signal transduction
Molecular function (GO): protein binding
Source: RefSeq, a predicted model, not a curated record